Messenger RNA from Onychostruthus taczanowskii (white-rumped snowfinch), 4152 nucleotides. RefSeq names its product EMAP like 1 (gene EML1). Gene Ontology annotation, cellular component: mitotic spindle. The record is from RefSeq and is a predicted model, not a curated record. The transcript has 24 exons. Gene Ontology annotation, molecular function: microtubule binding. The coding region runs from base 191 to 2728 and encodes 845 amino acids. Gene Ontology annotation, biological process: microtubule cytoskeleton organization. Lineage: Eukaryota; Metazoa; Chordata; Aves; Passeriformes; Passeridae.
UCGGCGGCGGAGCGGAGCGGAGCGGCCGCCGCCCCAGCCGCGGCGGAGUGAAUGGGUUGCCAUGGCAACUGAGUGAGGCAGGCAGCGAGGCCGCCGCGGCCCCAGCCGCCUCCGCUCCGCAGCGUGUGGGCGAGCAGGCAGCGGGCGGCCGCCGGGACAGCCGAGGGGACGCCGGGAGCGCAGCGGCAGGAUGGAGGACGGCUUCUCCAGCUACAGCAGCCUCUACGACACCUCCUCGCUGCUCCAGUUCUGCAACGAUGACAGUGCCUCUGCUGCAAGCAGUAUGGAGGUCACAGAUCGCAUUGCCUCUCUGGAGCAGCGUGUCCAGAUGCAGGAAGAUGACAUCCAGCUGCUCAAAUCUGCCCUUGCUGAUGUGGUCCGACGCUUGAAUAUUACAGAGGAGCAGCAGGCCAUGCAGAACAAGAAAGGACCUACCAAAGAUCAGAGUAUGAUUAAAAAAGCUGCUGCUGAGGCUGAUAAACUUGUCAGUCCUGCUACCACAGCAAGACCACUGGUACAAACCCUGCCUUUAAGGACUACAGUUAACAAUGGAACUGUGUUACCAAAGAAACCAAGUGGCUCUUUACCUUCUCCAUCAGGAACCAGAAAGGAGACUGUAUCACCAGCAGCAAAAAGCACCAUUAAGAGAACCAGUUCAGCUGAGCGUGUGUCCCCAGGAAGUCGGAGGGAAAGCUAUGGAGAUUCCAAAGGGAGUCGCAACCGCACUGGUUCCACCAGCAGUUCAUCUAGUGGUAAAAAGAACAGUGAAAGCAAACCCAAGGAACCAAUGUUCAGUGCAGGGAAGCGCCGUGUGACACACUGCAAAGAGGAAGGAUACGUAAAAAUGUUUCUUCGUGGACGUCCUGUUACCAUGUACAUGCCCAAAGAGCAAGUGGAAUCUUACAAUUUGGAAGCAAAAGUAGAACUACCAGCCAAGAGGCUUAAACUGGAAUGGGUCUAUGGCUAUAGGGGCCGGGACUGCCGCAGCAAUCUCUAUCUCCUGCCGACGGGCGAGACCGUGUACUUCAUCGCGUCUGUAGUUGUGUUGUUCAACGUCGAGGAGCAGCUUCAGAGACAUUACACUGGUCAUAAUGAUGAUGUGAAGUGCCUGGCUGUUCAUCCUGAUAGGAUCACUAUAGCAACAGGUCAAGUUGCAGGGACAUCCAAGGAUGGGAAACAAUUGCCUCCACAUGUGCGUGUCUGGGAUUCUGUUACUCUGAACACACUUCAUGUCAUUGGAAUGGGGUUUUUUGACCGAGCUGUCACUUGCAUUGCUUUUUCUAAAUCUAAUGGAGGAAGUAGUCUGUGCUCUGUGGAUGACUCCAAUGACCAUGUGCUUUCAGUGUGGGACUGGCAGAAAGAAGAAAAGCUGGCAGAUGUCAAGUGCUCUAAUGAGGCUGUAUUUGCUGCAGAUUUUCACCCUACUGAUACAAAUAUAAUAGUUACUUGUGGAAAAUCACACCUUUAUUUUUGGACACUAGAAGGCAAUUCCCUUAUUAAAAAGCAAGGAUUAUUUGAGAAACAAGAGAAGCCAAAGUUUGUCCUGUGUGUGACCUUUUCUGAAAAUGGUGAUACUAUUACAGGAGACUCAAGUGGAAACAUUUUGGUUUGGGGGAAAGGUACCAACAGAAUAAGCCACGCAGUUCAAGGAGCACACGAGGGUGGAAUAUUUGCCCUGUGUAUGCUGCGAGAUGGCACAUUGGUAUCAGGAGGAGGAAAAGACCGAAAGCUGAUAUCUUGGAAUGGAAACUACCAAAAAAUUCACAAAACUGAGAUUCCAGAACAGUUUGGUCCAAUAAGAACAGUAGCAGAGGGAAAAGGGGACGUUGUUUUAAUAGGAACCACCAGAAAUUUUGUCCUACAGGGCACACUGUCAGGAGAUUUUUUCCCAAUUACCCAGGGCCACACUGAUGAGCUUUGGGGACUUGCAGUCCAUUCUUCUAAGCCUCAGUUCUUCACAUGUGGACAUGACAAACACAUUACACUCUGGGAUGCAACCACUCACCAUCCUAUCUGGAACAAGAUUAUAGAGGAUCCAGCACAGUCUUCAGGUUUUCAUCCAUCAGCAUCUGUUGUUGCAGUAGGGACACUAACUGGAAGGUGGUUUGUGUUUGACACAGAAACAAAAGACUUGGUCACUGUACACACAGAUGGAAAUGAGCAGCUGUCUGUAAUGCGUUACUCACCAGAUGGAAACUUCUUGGCAAUAGGUUCCCAUGACAACUGCAUUUAUAUAUAUGGUGUAAGUGAAAAUGGAAGAAAGUACACUAGAAUUGGCAAAUGUUCAGGUCAUUCCAGCUUCAUUACUCAUCUGGAUUGGUCUGUUAAUUCACAAUAUCUUGUGUCUAAUUCAGGAGACUAUGAAAUCUUAUACUGGAUCCCCUCUGCUUGUAAACAAGUUGUGAGUGUUGAAACAACCAGGGAUAUAGAAUGGGCCACUUACACCUGUACUUUAGGAUUCCAUGUUUUUGGUGUAUGGCCUGAAGGUUCAGAUGGCACAGAUAUCAACGCUGUCUGUCGAUCCCAUGGGAGAAAACUGCUAUCAACAGGAGAUGAUUUUGGCAAAGUACAUCUCUUCUCAUAUCCAUGCUCACAGUUUAGGGCUCCAAGCCAUGUGUACGGUGGACAUAGUAGUCAUGUAACUAAUGUAGAUUUUCUCUGUGAAGACACCCACCUCAUCUCCACAGGAGGAAAGGACACAAGUAUUAUGCAGUGGCGAGUCAUUUAAAGGAAACAUCAGCGUGAACAUAUGCAGUUGAGUCGACCAUGCACAGAACUUAUGUAUAAACUGUAUAUUUAAAACUUAACGGUAUGUUUGCAGUUUAGCCUGGUCACUGUGAUUUUUGUUUAAAAAAUUCUUACAAACCUCAGGAAAAUUAAGCCCUGUGCUGGUUACCUUACUCAGUCUAGUAUUUUUUUUUCAUUGUGUCACACCUUAAGAUUGAUUGUUCUCUGUUGUACAAUAUACAAUGCAGUACAAGUUUAAUAUAAGAAAUGUGGCUUGACAGUUUGCAAUACAGUGCUAUCAGCAGAAUGUGACUAUCUUAAAUGUUUUCUAUAAACACUGCUAAACUGGUCACAAAAAUGCCUUUCAAAGACUGUAUAUAUGUGCUUAUUCGUUUCACUAUCUACACUUUGUACUAUAUAUCUACUUAUAUAGAAAAAUCUAUGACAAUGUCAAGGUACUGAACUGUUUCUGCUGGAGGCUGAUGAAUAGAUACAAAAAGUACAAACUGCAAUGUAAGAUGCAAAAAUUCGUGUUCUAGACCUGACAAUGUGAAUGCUGGUAAAUUUGCAUUCUCUUGGUAACAGCACACUGUGGGUGUCACCCAUGAGGAGUUGUGUUCCUUUUCCAAUGAAUCAGCAGGCUUUGUCCCAGUUUGACCUGAAUUUCUCAGCAGGGCUUACAGAUGUCUGUGUGGUUCAGGUAGUCCAUAUGAGUUUAAAUUAAAAAUCUUUUUACUUGUAUAUGAAAAAUUUCUUUUUGAAAACAAACCAAUAAAGCUUGGCCACAUCCCCAUUAUUGGCUCAUAUAUUUAACUAAUAUGUAUAUUAAUCAGCAUGAUGCUAUAUUGUACAUGUAUAAGAUUUUAGCAGUUCAUAACAAAUGGUAAGGCCAUCUAGCUUUACUUUUUUACGCUUAUGGAUACUGUAUAUUUGUAUUUUAAGACCAAGUAGACCAAGUCUAAAGAUAUCUUUUUAAGUGUAUCAUAAACCUGCAGAGGCUAAAGGAAGACUUGGAAGCCUACAUGAAAUAUUAAUGUGUAACUUCUGGCCCCUGUGUUUUGUGCAUGGAUGGGUAUUUAUAGUAUGAAAUAAGAUUGUGUUUUGCAAUGAAGUAACAGUGGAGGUGGUAUAAAAUGGUUAAGAAGGCCUUAUCAAUGUUGAUUGUGACACAGAUUGAAAUGUAUUGUUUACUAUGAGGAAUGUAUCUGAAGAAUUUUAAAAGAAGAGUUCUAAGUGGACUCGAAAAAGGUAAAUUAAAAUUUUGCUUGUAAUGGACAGUAAAUGUUAAUUCUCUGAACUCUAAAGCACUGGUUGUUUAGAGUGAUUUAAAUGAAAUUGAAUCAAUAAAUUUUGAAACUUUUUUAUUACAUCUCCAACCUCCUACACUGAAAGUGCAGGACACCAAUAAACAUGUAUUAAAGUGAA